Triticum dicoccoides is the source of this 3676-nucleotide messenger RNA. Its product is annotated as kinesin-like protein KIN-14Q. Gene Ontology annotation, molecular function: microtubule binding; ATP binding; microtubule motor activity. The record is from RefSeq and is a predicted model, not a curated record. Lineage: Eukaryota; Viridiplantae; Streptophyta; Magnoliopsida; Poales; Poaceae. Gene Ontology annotation, cellular component: microtubule cytoskeleton. Bases 220 to 3228 code for a protein of 1002 amino acids. Gene Ontology annotation, biological process: microtubule-based movement. The transcript has 19 exons.
UCUCUUCCCCUCGCGAGCGCCACCACCAUUCGAAAACACAAGGAAGAACCCCUCGGGCCUCACUACCCCACCCCACUGCAGACGAGUUCACCCCCCAACCCCAACCCGGCCUUCCUCUCCCACGCUCCAUCUUCUCUUCUCUUCUCUCCCAGCGGACACACGGCAGUCGGUCGGCUCGUCGGGAUCGGUGCUGGUUCGGGCCUUCUUGGACCAGGGACGAUGGUGGCGACGGCGACGGCGACGGCGAGGGAGCUGGUCCCGGCGGUAGCGGAGGGCGCGCCGUGGAAUCACGGGACGGUGAAAGACAUCGACGUGGCCGCCCGGCGGGCCCAGGAGGCAGCAAAUAGACGGUAUGAUGCAGCCAGUUGGUUGCGAAGAACAGUCGGGAUCGUGUGUGCAAGGGACCUGCCAGAAGAGCCCUCUGAGGAGGAAUUCCGGCUUGGGCUGAGAAAUGGAAUUGUCCUUUGCAAUGCACUGAACAAGGUUCAGCCGGGGGCCAUACCUAAGGUCGUGGAAGCCUGCACAGAUACCGUUAUACCUGCUGAUGGCUCAGCUCUGUGUGCAUAUCAGUACUUUGAGAAUUUGCGCAACUUCCUUGUCAGCGUACAAGAUAUAGGGCUCCCUACAUUUGAGCUGUCUGACUUGGAGAAGGGUGGCAAGGGUGUUCGAGUUGUCGAUUGCAUUCUUGCUCUGAAGUCAUUCAGUGAAAGUAAGACAACAGGGAGACAGACUCCAUGUAAAUAUGGCAGCAUUACAAAGCCUUCGACGUCUGGCAAGCAUUUCAUACUCAAGAAUUCUGAUGCUUUUAUGAAUAAGUUAAUGAGAAGCCACACAACAGAGCCAAUCCAGAAAGUUUUAAUAGCAGAGCAAAGCAUAACUGAUUGUUGUCUGGAAUCCACCGAGAUGACUAAUUCAGAAUCCCUUAACAUGCUUGUGCGUACGCUACUCUUGGAUAAGAAACCAGAAGAAGUCCCAUUGAUUGUUGAGUCACUCCUGAUUAAAGUUAUUCAGGAAUAUGAGUGUCGAGCUGCAAACAAGCACUUGGUGAAUUGCAUAGGUGACCUUAAAGGAACCGACCUAUUUUCCAGACCAGAGAAACCAUUGCCAGAAAAAACUUCCACCAGUAAUCAAGUUAAGAUGGGUGAAGAGGAGCCAAAUCUCUUAAAGGUGACGGAAGAGGUCAGCUCUGUAGUUCGGAAUGAUGAUUGUGUAGCUGAACAGUUCCAACCAGGGGUGGAAAUAACUAUUGAACUACAACAGAAACAUAUCCAGGAAUUAAGAAAUUCCCUUUCUUCUGUCAAGUCUGGAAUGGAACAAUUGAGAAUACAGUACUCUGAAGAUUUUACUAAAAUUGGUAGGCAGCUGUAUAUCCUCUCUAACGCGGCUUCUGGCUAUCAUAAAGUUCUUGAGGAUAACCGCAAGUUGUACAACCAAAUACAGGAUCUUAAAGGAAAUAUUAGAGUAUAUUGUCGAGUGAGGCCUUUUCUACCUGGACAAGCAAAUUCCUCCAACACUGUUGCUGGCAUGGAAGAAAGAACAAUCACAAUAAUCACUCCCACAAAAUAUGGAAAAGAUGGAAGCAAAUCUUUUACUUUCAACAAGGUCUUUGGCCCAGCAGCCACUCAAGAGGAAGUCUUUUCGGAUAUGCAACCAUUGAUCCGUUCGGUUCUUGAUGGUUUCAAUGUUUGCAUAUUUGCUUAUGGCCAGACUGGAUCAGGGAAGACCUAUACAAUGAGUGGACCUAAUGUACUGAGCAAGGAAAGCGUUGGUGUCAACUACAGAGCACUAAAUGACUUAUUUAAUCUUCAAGCACAGAGAAAGGGGACAAUCAAUUACGAAAUUUCUGUGCAGAUGAUUGAGAUCUACAACGAGCAAGUGAGAGAUCUCCUUCAGGAUAGUGGAAACAGAAGAUUAGAAAUAAGAAAUACUUCACAGAAAGGGCUUGCAGUUCCAGAUGCGAGCAUAGUUCCUGUCACAUCGACCUCUGAUGUUGCUGAACUUAUGAAUCAAGGCCAAAAGAAUCGUGUGGUAGGUUCAACAGCCAUUAACGACCGAAGCAGCCGCUCUCAUAGUUGCCUGACUGUUCAUGUUCAAGGACGUGACCUAACAUCUGGGACAAUCUUGAGAGGUUGCAUGCAUCUUGUUGAUUUAGCCGGUAGUGAAAGAGUUGAUAAAUCUGAGGUUGUAGGAGAUAGACUGAAGGAAGCACUGUACAUAAACAAGUCACUUUCAGCACUCGGAGAUGUGAUUGCAUCCCUUGCCCAGAAAAACUCUCAUGUCCCUUACCGCAACAGCAAGCUUACCCAGCUUUUGCAAGAUUCUCUAGGAGGACAAGCAAAAACAUUGAUGUUUGUGCACAUAAGCCCUGAACCAGACGCUGUUAAUGAGACAAUAAGCACCUUGAAAUUUGCUGAACGAGUUGCCUCUGUUGAGUUGGGCGCAGCAAAAGCGAAUAAAGAAGGUGGUGAGGUUAGGGAGUUGAAAGAACAGAUUGCUUGCCUCAAGGCAGCACUGGCUAAGAAGGAAGGAGAACCAGAGAACAUUCAGAGCACACAGUCAAGCCCAAACAUAUACGGAAUCAACAAAAGCAAUGCAACACCUGUAUUCCGAAAAAACAGGCAGCCUAUGGAAGACGUUGGAAACCUAGAGGUCCGGAACAAUGUCACUCCGAUGCAAAAAGCGCUAAAGUUUGAUAUUCCUGGCUCUGGCAUCCUCGUCGAGCAUAAGUCGCCUAACUCGGUCAAGAAUUGCUGGGUUGAUAAUGCAGCUGUUGGUGACAACCAAUUCGAGAAUAGCAAUUCUGUUCGAGAGCAGGAGCCUGACCUCACCACUCACACCCUGCUUCCGAAUUUGUUCUAUCAAAGAUACACUCCGGGGCCGCAAAGGGGUAGGGUUGAGUCAGUACCAAGCCAGGAGUCAGACGAAUUUAAUGGUGUUACCAACAGCUGUUCCUCGGACCAAGACAUGGUGAUGUCAGCCAGUGGCCAGAAAGUAGUUGGCAUUACCAAUGGAGGCGUUUCAAAUAAAAAGAAGCCUCGGGCAAAGAAUGAAAAUAAUAUGACAACGAGGAGUACAAAUCCAACAUGCAAGUCACCACCCCAAUCGCAGAAAAGACUACAAACACCAGUCAGGAGCUCUGUGCAAAAAACACCUACCAAGAAUGGCAAACAACUUUUGAGUGGUACAGAUGGAAGAACUCCAAGUGGAAAGACUAACACUGUAAAGUAAUGAAUCAAUGUGAAGGUGGUUUUUUCUGCCAUCAUCCUCACCCGUGCAUGGCAUUCUGCUGGCAAAUCAGAGCAACAAAGAGCUUUUCAAAAGAAGUGUCUUCUUGAAGCUCCUUGGAAGGAUCAACAGUGUGGAGUGAUUUACAUCCACUGGAUGGAUCAUUUUAUUACAUUGAAUAUAGAUGGAAGAUCUUCAAGAGGACAGAAAGAAGAUAAACAUGAAGGGAAUUUCAUAUUUGGGAUGUGUACGUCUUCCACACUAGAAAUUACUGUUGUACCAAUUGUUCAUGAGCGCUGCACCUUGUAAGUAGUUGCUUCUAAUAGACAGGCCAUGUUUAUAGCAUUUUUAUUACUUGAUCUCUUCUAUAGCAAGUAUCGAGCUAAGCAGACAACUUUUCCACGGCAUUUAAUAAAAGCACCUCACUUCAUUUUAAAAGGAUCGUCUCAAA